This is a messenger RNA of Perkinsus marinus ATCC 50983, 1428 nucleotides long. RefSeq lists its product as hypothetical. The record is from RefSeq and is a predicted model, not a curated record. The annotation marks the transcript as partial. NCBI's taxonomy places the organism in Eukaryota, Perkinsozoa, Perkinsida, Perkinsidae. The transcript has a single exon.
AUGUAUGGGCGGGAGCCGCCUACGUUAUUUUUCCCAGCUCUGGAACCAUACGUUGAUUAUGUGUUUGAUCCACAAGGUUAUCAGCGCCAUUUGUCUCGUAUUCGGGCUUGUAUCGAGGACAAUGUCGACGAGUGGGUUACUGCUCAUGGUGCUGGGUUCCAAGCGCUGAAAGAGAGGGAGAAGAUUGCUGCUGCACGUCGACAUUUUGUGGGACAACGUGUAAGGCUGAGGAUACACCAUCCUAACAAUCUGCCAGGUCGGAAGUUAUUACCUAAAUGGCAGUUGAAUUGGUAUAUUGCUAAGUUCGUCCCGGGAACACACUUGAAGACGGUGGUCCUUCGACACUACCCCUCCAAGGAAGAGAAGGUGAUCUCUACUGACUAUAUAGUUCCCGAUCCGGUACAGCCUGCCGAUGUCCCGGUAGAGCUUGGCAUUGUUAGGUUGGAUCCUCCUGUAGAAGAGGGGCCGCGUAUAGAGCAGUUUCCAUUUCGUGAUGAGUUGGUUCGCUCGGCUGCUUCUAGACGGUCUGCUAGAUCUUCGGUUGUCCCGGACGUCGAAGCUCCUGCUAAUCUUCGGUUGGUCGACAUUCCCUAUGUGUAUGAUGGUGAUGAUCUUGACCCUCUAGCUGAAAGACGAGAUGAUCUGCUUCCGAGACUGGAGGCAUCAUCGCCUGGUUCUGCACAGGUCGGUAUGCCGAGACUGGAAACCCCUAUUCCAGUUCCUGUACAAUUAGGGUCUGCCGUUCUCCGGUCUCCUGCCACGAGUGGGCCGGUUUCCCAGGCUACUGGUAGGUCUGGGCCUGCUGUGGUACCUGCUGGUUUGGGGCCCUCUGGUGGUUCUCCCUCGUUGGGACUGGAUUCUGCUUCGCAGGAAUGUGGUGCCCCUAGAAGGUCACUGCCUUUCUCGGCUUCCACUCCCACCCAUGUAGUGUCGGCCCCUGCAGCCGACUUCGAGCAGUUGUUAGGUCAUUCUGGGCCUUCCUCAAGGCAAACGUUAAGUGCCCCUUCUGUGUUGAUCUCAGCUCAGCGUCAGCAACUGCCCUCUGUUUCGCCAACUUUGGUCGACUCUGGCGAGACACCGUCUUUAAGUCUGGGUUCUGGAUUGGUCUCGGACGCCCCGGUCUCUACAGGCCCCUCUAGGAAUACGUCUCAGCUAGUUUCGUCGAGCUCGAUUACAACAUCUUCUGGUACCGAUGAGACGUUACCGUUGACUCGAGGUCCAGAUCCAGCACCUGCCCCUGAGGUACAAGUAGAGGAAGCGACUGUUGAGUCCUCUACUGAUCUCGUAAUUCCUGACGGGAUCCCUACUACCCCUGCUUUGGGAACCUCCCCGGCCGCGACAGACACUCCGGUAGUCUCUGCUCGUAGUGGUGGUUCGACUUUGUCUACUCGCACUAACGCUGAUGUGCUGGCUUCUAGUCCAGAGCAG